Molecule: messenger RNA, 2696 nt
Organism: Drosophila grimshawi
Lineage: Eukaryota; Metazoa; Arthropoda; Insecta; Diptera; Drosophilidae
Exons: 10
Coding region: 631-2343 (570 amino acids)
Biological process (GO): transmembrane transport
Cellular component (GO): membrane
Molecular function (GO): transmembrane transporter activity
Source: RefSeq, a predicted model, not a curated record
ACUCGACAAAACAGUCAACGGAAUGUUUUUGAUUUAAUUUCCGAGAAACAAUUGAAAUUGUACAACACACAUAGCUCUGAUGCUGAAACGGUUUCGUAUACCCAACGCAACUAGAACAUUGGAUUUUUGAUGAACAACUGUUGUGCACGUUUAGCCAUUUACUAGUUGCAGUUGUUAAUGUCGAUUUUAGUCUGUAUAUAAGCCUACAGACGGUAGCUGAUAAUUUAUAAUUGACGCCAGUUUCGUCUAAGCCGUGUACGAAUAAACGGGGAAUAUCGUGUGUAAUUUAAACAUAAAAGUUGACUAUAAGCUCGAAUUGAAAUCUAAAGUGCGCAGUGGGACUGUUUUUGUCAUUGGUUCAGUUUUGCUCGAACAAUCGGUUGAGAAUCAUCUGCAAAACUUUCCAAAACAAGCCGCUGCCAACCGGUCUGGAAACUGAUAUGAAUAAAUUGACAAAGGAAAACUAUUCAAGUCAACAAAAUUGUUGAAGCGACGUGAAUGCAGCAUUGAACUCGCACCAAACAUUAAAAAAUAAUUGAUAAAUAAAUUUAAGUGCAAAUACGUGCUGAUUAAUCUAAACAUACUUUAAAAACAAACACAACAAAAACACGCAGACAAUAAUUGGCCAAAAUGGUCGAAAAAGUGUCGACUACCUUGACCUUAAAACGCUUCAAAACUAUCCAAUGGAAGCGAAUUUUUCAUAUGUUCUACAUUGAACCGGUUGUUUUCUUGUUGCUAUUCUCGGUGACGUUGUCCAACACCAUACUAAGGAAUCAGAUUAUCUAUCAGACCUGCACGGUGAUCUUUAAUUACAAUGUCAGCGAUUGCAAAUUGCUGGAUGAUAAAAAUGCCAGUGCCGAAAUAAAGGCAAUCGAAACCGAACUGCAACCAUAUGUGGCAAAUCUAUUUCUAUCACGCACACUCCUCGAGAGCAUUGUGCCCGCAUUCUGUGGCCUCUUCAUUGGCGCCUGGUCGGAUCACUAUGGACGGAAGCCGUUGCUCAUCGUCUCAAUGAUUGGUUUCGCUGCAUCGUUUCUGGUAACGGCUGCCAUUUGUGAGCUGUCCACUUAUUAUGUGAUCAAUCCUUGGUGGUAUAUUGCGGCUGCUGUGCCUCAUUCCAUACUAGGAGGCAAUUGUGUAUUCUCUGUGGCGGCCCUUUGUUUUAUUUCGGACAUAACGGAUACCAAAUCACGGCCUUAUCGCAUGAUCUUCAUGGAGGCGCUGUUCCUUAUUGGUCUCACGAGUGGCUCUUUGUUGUCCAGUUUUGUUUAUGCCGCGACAAAUGCGGCGACUACCAUUGGCAUCUCCGGCUUCAUAACCACAAUGGGCACACUGUUCGUCAUCAUCUUUGUGCCGGAGAGUCUGUACAUACGGCAGGAGCAGGAGGCCAAGGCGGCGAGCGCUGACGCCGAUAAGGGUGAAAAGGAUAUCCCCAUAACGGACUGUGGUCUACGGCCGGCAUGCAUCUCCAUUGACUGCCCGCCCAUUUUCAUGAAUCCCGACGAUACGGAGUCGGAGCAUAAGAAUCCACCAUGCCAACAGUUGCCCACACCCCAGACACCGUCGAUGACCAUCGAAGAUGAUCUGCUGGCCAAGUAUGUGGAGCGACUGCAGCCCAAGUUGAAGGCCAAGGAGCCAGCUCAGUGCAAGCCAGCGACAGAUACUACCAAAAAAACUGGCCUGUUCAGCUUUUCACACAUCAGAGAUAUGGUUAACACCUGCACGAAGCCACGUGAGAAUCACGCGCGUGCAAUUAUUUGGCUUGUCACAAUGGCCAUGUGCCUCUCCAUAUUUGUUUUCGAUGGUGUCAUGACGGUCAUGUAUUUGUUUGCCCGGGAGAAGUUUCACUGGUCGGUGCGGGAUUACACAUUCUACGAGACGGUUAGCCAUCUGCUGCCCAUUGUGGGCGCGCUAAUUGGAUUUCUGAUACUGCGCAAGGUCUUUCGCUUGUCGGUGGUCACGCUGGCGCUGCUGGCGUUCUUCUCGGAAAUACUUAAGAAUCUCGCAACGGGUUUGUCAUCGCAGCCAUGGCACAUGUAUCUAUCCGUCGUGCUGGGCACAUUCCGUUCCAUUGGCGGUCCCAUGUGUCGCACCAUUGUCUCGAACAUAGUGCCAGCCUCAGAUUUGGGUAAAAUAUUCUCAAUUAAAAAUGUUUUACAAUCGUUUGCACCAUUCGUUGCCGCACCCCUCUACACUUUCAUCUACAAAAAAUCGCUGGGAUACUAUCCGGGUCUGUUCCACUUCGUCAGUUCGGCUCUGUAUCUGCUAUCAUUCAUAUUUAUUGGAUGCGUGCUACGCAUUAAGUUCAUGCACAAAACGUACUAUGCCAAGGUGUUAAAAUAGUAUCCUCGUUGGCAGUCCCAUUCGUGGCUUAGCUUAAUAUUUAUAACAAAUUGUUUGUAGUACUUGUGUGAUGCCCUAUUCUUAGUUAUUAUAUGUAUAUGUUACGAGUAAUAAAUGUAUAGAAAACAAUUUAUGUAGCUAUAAAAUGUACAAAACAUUUUCUUAGUAUAUUUACAGAUUUAAUAUGAUUGAUAUUUACAUUUUAUUGGUCUCAGCUUGUUAUCUGUUUUUGUCUUUGUUAUAACUAAUAAAUAUUCCAAUAAUCACGUGAAUAUGUGUUGGGUUCAUAAAUACGUGAUGCACAUUUAUAUUGUCGGUUCCUAAGAGCAGUUAAAAAUUGACGUAAUUCCAAA